This is a messenger RNA of Aspergillus uvarum CBS 121591, 834 nucleotides long. RefSeq lists its product as uncharacterized. Bases 79 to 834 code for a protein of 251 amino acids. Lineage: Eukaryota; Fungi; Ascomycota; Eurotiomycetes; Eurotiales; Aspergillaceae. The transcript has a single exon. The record is from RefSeq and is a predicted model, not a curated record.
UACUAUUCAUCCUCAUGCACCCUCCUAAUAUCCAGCACGCUGCACAAUCAGCUUGCUGACACCUCUACCAAACUCAUCAUGCCAUUCUGGUCUUGGAAGGGGUCAAAGACCAAACCCACUCACACGUCCAAACUAGUGGACAGAACCGUCUCGGUUUCCAGGGAGACAGAAUGCAGGGAAAAGUACAAGUACGCGAAGAAUCGGUAUCGCAGGUUGUCUGCUGAUGAACGCUGCGGUCAUCAAGAUGCCGUCAAGGACUGGGCAGGAAAAUACACCGAAGAAGCAGCACUGGGCAUCCUCAUCCUCCAGCGCCUGCAUCGUCUGCAGCUGCUCGGGUCACCCAACUCAAAGAAGCUUCACCGGCACCCUCGAAGAGAAGACGGGGAGAUUCUCACGAAAGUACACGACAGCAUGCCGCCGCCAAUUUAUGUGGGACCCGUUCCGGAAGAUUCUUGCCUCGAGGCAGAGAUGACCCAGCUCCGCAAAGAUUACUGGAAGCAUCAACUUCGGCUACAGGCACUGUACCGAGGGCGUCCACACCCGACAGGUCCAACCAUCGCGCUGUUUCUGGCCGGCCACGAAUAUAGGAAUGAGCAUGGGCAGCCGUAUGACUUCGUGGAAUCGCAACGAGAAUGUGCCAAAGCAGGGGGCUGCUGCGCACGGUCGUGUGGGUGUUGUCAGAAAGGGCUGUAUGCCAAUGAAGACAAGAAGGAUCAAACGAGCCCGGUCUACGGGCACUGCACGCUGGAGUGCGCUUGCUGCAUCCAUUUUCGCGAGUGUUAUGUGCCUGACGGGCGGUUGUCCCCUCCGAAGAUAAAGCCUCUGCUCAGAUGA